This is a messenger RNA of Miniopterus natalensis, 3207 nucleotides long. The record is from RefSeq and is a predicted model, not a curated record. Lineage: Eukaryota; Metazoa; Chordata; Mammalia; Chiroptera; Miniopteridae.
UGGCUAAGUAGGUCUAGAGAGUUAGAAAGGUACAGCGCAUAGGAAAAGGAACACUUCUUGGUCGUGGGUUUUUGUUGUUUUCAUUCUUGUGAAAAACGAGGUCAUAGAUUUUCCCAAAGCUUCCACUUCGUUGUGAAAUCUGGAGGAUCGAGGCAGGCGGCAGGGCCAGGUUACCCUCCAGGAAGUGCUCAGUAAAACCCGCGUUACGGAAAAGCCGGCGCGGGAGACACGCGGAACUGAAGCCGAUCCUCUCCCCGGACCAGAUACGACCCACAGGACUCUUUCCUGUUGUUAGUCUCUGGAAACUACAAAAUAAGGGCUCCUAGUCACUACUCUGUCAUUAGAAAGUGUGCCCUCAGGGAGACCUGCAAGCAGGACCCAUUCUAAUUGUGGGAGAAACAAAGUGGACAUUCCGCCUUUUCCAUUCCCGUUUCUUUCACCAAAACGACAGGGAACCACACCACACGAUGACACGGUGUAUAAGGCUCAAAAACGCGAGGGACUUCAGAAAGUAAACCUCCUACCUCCGCGCCAGACACCGAGGCGGCACCACAGGCGGGCAGCAGCCCCACCCACAACCGGGACACGUCGUUAGCCGAGCCUCACCCCCGACCAUGGAGGUCCGAGGGAGACUACGCCUCCCAGCAUGCAGCGCGAACACGUUCCCAGCGGCCGCGCGACUGAGCCGGGGCAUGCCGGGAGGUGGAGUUCCUGUCUCUGCGGGAAGCGGAGCGGACUGCUCUUCCCUCGCAGACCAGCGACGCGCACAUUCUUGGACUCUUCGGGGGUGAGACCAGAUCUGGGCACCCUCACAUUAGUGACUGCUUUCUAAUCCUAAUAUGGUCCUUCCGCUAAAAGUAACUUUGGGAACUCUCUCACAGACGCAAAUCUUUACGGUUUUCCGUUUCCGGCUGGCGUGUUGCCUUGGUAACUAGGACGCGCAACCACCCUGGCAGUUAUGGCGGGGCUGGGCAGCACGCCGAUCCCCGACGGCGAGUUCACCGCGGCCGUGUACCGGCUCAUCCGCGAUUCCCGCUACGCCGAGGUGGUGCAGCUGCUGGGCGGGGAGCUCCAGCGCAGCCCGAGGAGCCGCGCCGGCCUGUCGCUGCUGGGCUACUGCUACUACCGCCUGCAGGAGUUCACGAUGGCGGCCGAGUGCUACGAGCAGCUGAGCCAGCUGCACCCGGAGCUGGAGCAGUACCGCCUGUACCAGGCCCAGGCCCUGUACAAGGCCUGCCUGUAUCCGGAGGCCACCCGGGUCGCCUUCCUGCUCUCGGACAACCCCGCCUACCACAGCCGGGUCCUCCGCCUGCAGGCUGCCAUCAAGUACAGCGAGGGCGAUCUUCCCGGGGCCAGGGGCCUGGUGGAGCAGCUGCUGAGUGGGGAAGGGGGAGACGACGGCGGGGGCGAGAACGAGUCAGACGGCCAGGUCAACCUGGGCUGUUUGCUCUACAAGGAGGGGCAGUAUGAAGCGGCUUGUUCCAAGUUCUUUACAGCCCUGCAGGCCUCGGGCUACCGGCCUGACCUUUCCUACAACCUGGCUUUGGCCUAUUACAGCAGCCGGCAGUAUGCCCCAGCGCUGAAGCAUAUCGCGGACAUUGUGGAGCGUGGCAUCCGCCAGCACCCGGAGCUAGGUGUGGGCAUGACCACGGAGGGCAUUGAUGUUCGCAGUGUGGGCAACACUUUAGUCCUUCACCAGACUGCACUGGUGGAAGCCUUCAACCUCAAGGCAGCCAUAGAAUACCAACUGCGAAACUAUGAGGCGGAAGCAAGACACAAUAGAGAUGAUGAAGCUGUCAAGAAGGCAGUGAAUGAAUAUGAUGACAUCCUGGAGAAGUAUAUUCCUGUGUUGAUGGCCCAGGCAAAAAUCUACUGGAACCUUGAAAAUUAUUCAAUGGUGGAAAAGAUCUUCCGCAAAUCUGUGGAAUUCUGCAAUGACCAUGAUGUGUGGAAACUGAAUGUGGCUCAUGUUCUGUUCAUGCAGGAAAACAAAUACAAAGAAGCCAUCGGUUUUUAUGAGCCCAUAGUCAAGAAGCAUUAUAACAACAUCCUGAAUGUCAGUGCUAUUGUACUGGCUAACCUCUGUGUUUCAUAUAUUAUGACAAGUCAAAAUGAAGAAGCUGAGGAACUGAUGAGGAAGAUUGAAAAGGAGGAAGAGCAGCUCUCCUAUGAUGACCCAGAUAAGAAAACCUACCAUCUCUGCAUUGUGAAUUUGGUGAUAGGGACACUUUACUGUGCCAAAGGAAAUUAUGACUUUGGGAUUUCUCGAGUUAUCAAAAGCUUAGAACCUUAUAAUAAAAAAUUGGGAACUGAUACCUGGUAUUAUGCCAAAAGAUGCUUCUUGUCCUUAUUAGAAAACAUGUCAAAACACACGAUCAUGCUUCGUGAUAGUGUUAUUCAGGAAUGCAUUCAGUUUCUAGAACACUGUGAACUUUAUGGCAGGAGCAUACCUGCUGUUAUUGAACAACCCCUGGAAGAAGAAAGAAUGCAUAUUGGAAAGAAUACAGUCACCUAUGAAUCCAGACAGUUAAAAGCUUUGAUUUAUGAGAUUAUAGGAUGGAAUAUGUAGUCAUGUCAGAUAAUGACUUAUAGUCAUGUUGGAUAAUGGCUUAUAUCAUUAAUGGCUUUUUAUCUGUAUUUUGUACUCUUUUAUUUGUAUUUAGCCAUUGGCAUCUUUACUUUGCUACAUGUUGAACUUUGUAUACUUUACAAUUAUAAUAAAAAUAAUUUGAUUAACCUGUUUUUAAAAUCUUCACUAAGUGAAAUAUAAGAAUUUUGACACAUAUAUUUAUGAAAAAUUCAAAACAGAAUGGGUACACUGUAUGUAUUAGAACUUGUAAUGCCUAUGUUACCUCUCCUUUGUUAUCAUUUGUGCUUUGUUGUAUUUUGAGAGUUACCUGCACAAGGACUACAUUAUCCAAGGACUUAGCACCGUCAAGCCUAGAACUCACUGAUUAAUGUACAGAAUUUUUAGCCCUUUAAUAAUAACAUUAGGGAUUGUGUGUUCUCAUCUCACCAUUUACCCUCAUAAUUAUAUUCAUUUGUAAUGCAUACACUUUACAUAGAGUUUAGGAUGUUUUGCCAGGGUUUUUUGAUAUAGGUGUAAUGCUCUAUGUAACCAAAAUUAUUUAGGUUAUGUUUAUUUUAAGUGUGCAAAACUCAGUGGUAAAUAUUGUACUCUUAAUAAAAUUAUGGUUCUAUGUUGUA